CCCACAUAUGUUAUACGCAUGUCAUGUCCCACUAAAUUCCUCCUGACCUACUUUUCUUUCUCCACAAAAUUUCAACCUUUUCAAUUUUAUAACAGUUUCUGUAAAUUGCCGGUUUAGACGCUACAAAAACCAUUGAUUAAGCCAAUUCUUUUCCCCCUAAACCAAUUUCAAGAAUCGACACUCUUUACUUGGUUUUUCAGUGUCCUGUCAAUAUUUGAUUGGUUAUUUUUAUUUAUAUCUUUUGAUAACAUUGUUUAAAUCUUUUGCCAAUCGGUCGGUGGGUAUAUCUUUUUUCUACAAGCUCUUCAAUUCUGACCCCUCUACCACAAUAAAUUGGGACCCUAGUUCAAAAUCUUCAUAAUUUCACAUUUCAAAUCAUUUCCCCAUUAUUUACCCUUAAAAAAAAGUAGAAGUAAAAAGUUAAGCUUUCAAACUUUUAAAAAAAUCCUAAUUAUAAAAUACUCCUUCAUUCUCUCUUUAAUUCUCACAUCUCAGAUUUGACAAAAAAAAAAAAAAAAGCAAAGCGGCAUUUCAUCAAACACCUUGCCUUCAUCCACAUGAAGACCGGCGCAAAGUUCAUCGUUCUCCACCACGGAGCGCCGGCGGGGCCUUCCCACCGCGCGUGGCUCUUCGUCUUCGUCCUCUUCUUCAUCUUCACCUUCGCCUUCACCCUCUUCUCCACCAGGGACGCCGCCGCGGCCAGGACCUCCACCGCGUCGGCCGAGAAUUCCAAAUCCAGCCUCCCCAACUCCGUCUCCGACGCGCUCCUCCACUACGCCGCCCUCAACGCCUCCUCCGACGGCCGCAUGUCCGCCGACGAGCUGAGCACCAUCGCCGCCGCGCUCCGCCGCUGCGCCGCCCCCUGCAACCUCCUCGUCUUCGGCCUCAGCCACGAAACCCUACUGUGGAACUCCCUCAACCACAACGGCCGCACCGUGUUUGUCAGCGACAGCGCGUACCUCGUGUCGAAAUUGGAGGAGAAGCAGCCUUCAAUCGAAGCCUACGACGUCCAAUUCGCGACGAGGGUGAGCGAAUUGUACGAUCUGAUCGAGUAUUCGAAGGGGGAAUUGAGGGGGGAGUGCCGGCCGGUGCAGAAUCUCCUCUUCUCCGAUUGCAAAUUGGCUGUCAACGACCUGCCGAACCACCUGUACGACGUCGCUUGGGAUGUGAUCCUGGUCGACGGGCCGAAGGGGCACUGCGCGGCGGCGCCGGGGCGGAUGUCGGCGAUUUUCACCGCCGGAGUGAUGGCGAGGAGUAAGAGGGGCGGCGCGGCGGAGACGCACGUGUUUGUGCACGAAUUCGAUCGGGAGGUGGAGAGGGUUUGCAGCGAGGAAUUCCUGUGCGCGGAGAAUUUGGUGGAAACGAAAGAUUUGUUGGGGCAUUUCGUCAUCGGAAAAUUUGAGGAGAAUAGAAAUAGGGUUGGAUUCUGCUCAGUUUCUUCUUCAUCCACUGUUCCUCAGAAUUCAAUUUGAUCUUUUUUUUUCUUUUUUACCUUUUUACCUUUUUUUUGGGAAGGUAACUUUGAGUGCAACUGUAAUUUUUAUAUAGGAUUUUAAAUGUUAAAUAUAUUAGCAAUAUUUUGA
Molecule: messenger RNA, 1583 nt
Organism: Salvia hispanica
Lineage: Eukaryota; Viridiplantae; Streptophyta; Magnoliopsida; Lamiales; Lamiaceae
Source: RefSeq, a predicted model, not a curated record